Anthostomella pinea is the source of this 1875-nucleotide messenger RNA. The record is from the annotation of a GenBank genome assembly. NCBI's taxonomy places the organism in Eukaryota, Fungi, Ascomycota, Sordariomycetes, Xylariales, Xylariaceae.
AUGUCAAUACCGCUUUCGAGACACCUCGGUCGUGAGCUGUUGAAGGCUGCGAGACGGCCACCGACGACCUUCCAAUGCAUACAUCGCCCCCAGACACGACAGCUGAGUAGCUCCUCUGCCAGACCCGUCAACUUGCGAACCGCAUUCCGAGAGGCCGCUUCGAAGCCCGCUUCGAAGCCCGCCUCCAAGACACACCCUAGCCCAAGGGGUCGCAUGCGGCCUCUCCCGAUACUAGCCGCUGGCACUGGGCUGCUCACUGUUCUGUUCACAGUCCUGCGACCCGUCUCGCAUGAGCCGCUCCAGGUACCCGCCGAAACGACGAUACCACCGGCCGAACAAGCCCCGGACGACGACGGUGGCGACGGUCUGCCCCGCUACCGACUAUCGCAAGUGAAGGAGCAUGGGCCGAAGUCGGAGAGGCCCUGGGUGAUACAUGAGGACAAGGUCUACGACAUCACCGACUGGGCGCCUGCUCAUCCAGGGGGGGAAGUUAUCCUCCGCGCAGCCGGUGGCAGCAUCGAACCGUACUGGGACAUCUUCGCCAUUCACAAGUCGCAGUAUGUCCGGGACAUCCUUGAGCAGUACGUCGUGGGCAAGCUUCAUCCCGACGAUCUCGCCAAUGGACGGCCGCUGCUGGACAGCAUCGAAGAUCCCUUUGUCUCUGAUCCAGUGAGGGAUGCGAGACUGCGCAAGAUGACGGAGAAGCCGUGCAAUGCAGAGACACCCGCCGACGAGCUUGCCGAAUCCUUCCUCACGCCGAACGAGGUCUUUUACGUACGCAACCACAUGUGGGUGCCGGUCGUGGAGGAAGUCGAGGCGGACAAGCACGGCAUCAACAUCGAGCUUCCGGAUGGUGAUGUGAGGACUUACAGCAUUGGGGAGUUGAAGGCCCGCUUCAAGCAGCACACCGUAACGGCCGUUCUCCAGUGCUCCGGCAACCGUCGCAACGAUAUGACGCGUCUCGCGAAGCAGACGAAUGGUCUUCAAUGGACCGUGGGCGCUAUUAGUUGUGCAAAGUGGGAAGGCGUACGUCUUCGGGACGUGCUCGCUGAUGCUGGUCUGUCGCUCAGCGAUCCAGGAGAGGAUGCGCAGCACGUGCAAUUCUCGGGCCUCGAGGCCUAUGGCGCAAGCAUACCCAUCGAGUCUGCUAUCGACCCCAAGGGCGACGCGCUGCUCGCCUUCAAGAUGAAUGACGAGCUCCUGCCGCGCGACCAUGGCUUUCCUGUAAGGGUCAUCGUUCCGGGCCAUGUGGCCGCUAGAUGUGUCAAAUGGGUGAACAAGAUUGUGGUCAGCGAUGAGGAGAGCAACACGAGCUGGCAGCGCAAAGACUACAAAUGCUUUGGCCCCAACGAGACAUCGCAGGACUGGGACAAGUACAAGUCGAUCCAGGUGAUGCCCAUCACCAGCGCGAUUACACGGUCGAAGCUGAAACCCAUCGCAAAGGAUCAACUGGGCGUCAGGGCUGCCGGAGAUGUACCCAAAGACACAGCCAGCGGCCGGGUUGUGCAGCUCGAGGGAUAUGCCUACUCGGGUGGCGGACGAGAGAUCCAGCGCGUCGACAUCAGCCUGGAUGGCGGAGGAACCUGGGACCAAGCCCGACUGGUGGACGACGAGAAACUCGAACAGGGCAGCAAGGCGUGGUGCUGGAAGAGAUGGCGAUACGAGGGCACCUUGCCCACGGUUCCGGAUGACGACAAGGGCGAGGCCAAGACGACGUUUGUGGUCAAAGCCACGGACGACGCGUACAACACGCAGCCCGAGACCCACAAGAGCAUCUACAACCUGAGAGGCAACCUGGCGACAGCAUGGCACCGCGUCGAUUUCGACUGUGCCUCGAGUCCUGGCGACUGUGGACCCGCGGACGGCCAGAAGUAA